AUGAAGAACUUCCUCAGGAAGCUGCACAUUGGCGACUCCGCCGCCGGGGACGGCGCCUCGUCGCCGUCGGCACCUCCCCCGCCGCCAACGAAGAAGGGCGGUGGCACUGGCAUCGAGCACAGGCAAGCCUCCGGGUUGUCGGGCUGGCUCAGCUCCGUGACCGGACGGCCGCAGCACCCACCACCACCUCCGCCGCCUCCUGCUUCUGCAGCUACAACGGCAGCAGCGGCGGCGCCGGAGGUGGAGGAGGAGUCGGCGUUGGCUUCGUCUGUCGAGGAGAGGAGGGCAGCCGAGGAGGACGAGGAGAGGGCGAGGCGGGAGUCCUUGAAGGAGGAGGCGGAGCAGGAGAGGAGGCGGGAGGCGGAGAUGGAGAUGGAGAUGGAGAUGGAGAAGGAGAAGCGGGAGGCGGAGCUGGAGGACUAUCACAUGCAGCUGGCCCUCGAGAUGAGCGUGAGGGAGGACCCGGAGGCGAUGCAGAUCGAGGUGGCCAAGCAGAUCAGCCUCGGCUCCUGCCCCAUCCAGAGCUCGCCCGCGGAGGUCGUCGCCUUCCGAUACUGGAGUUUCAAUGCCCUUAGCUAUGACGACAAAAUCUUGGAUGGUUUCUAUGACAUUUGUGCCACUGGGGAUGAGCUCGCAUUAUCAACCAUACCCUCUUUGAUGGAACUGCAAGCACUUCCUUUUUCACAUGGAGUCAAAACCGAUGUUGUAUUGGUCAACAGAGCACUAGAUUCUGAACUCGUAGCUCUUGAGCAGAAGGCAUUUAUCAUGUCUUUGGAAUUUCGCUCGCACGAAUCAGAAUUUGUUGGCCACUCUUUGGUUCAGACUCUAGCUAAUUUAGUUUCCAACUACAUGGGUGGACCAGUCAUUGAUCCAGAAAGCAUGCUGUUGAAGUACCAGAAUAUGAGCAGUGCAUUGAAAGCUGAUAUAAAAAGUGCAGUUAUUCCUCUUGGGAAGCUAACAGUUGGUUUGGCUCGUCACCGUGCACUGCUUUUUAAGGUUUUGGCAGACAGCCUUGCUGUUCCUUGCCGACUAGUUAAAGGAAGGGAGUACACUGGAUCAGAUGAUGGUGCUUUGAACAUUGUGAAAUUUAAUGAUGGAAGGGAGUGCAUUGUUGAUCUCAUGAUAGAUCCUGGUACUCUUAUUUCAUCAGAUGGUGCCGACCUGGGUAGAGAAUUGGAAGACAGCUUAGUCAUAGAUAAUCAACAUGUUAACAAAGAUGACACUAGCACUCAGUUGGUUUCCUCUUUCAGUGAAGCUUCAAGUUCCAUGCAUGGUUCAUUUGGAAAUGAAUCGCUUGAAAAAGGAUUCAUUUGCAAUGCUAGGCAUUUUGGUCCAGAUGGAGCAAUAACUGCCCAGAGUGACAAUGAUGUACCUGGGUCUGGGCUAUCAAGUUCAUUUGAGGAGCUAUCGGUUAGCACAUACGCAAGUGAAAACAUGCCUAUUAUUCAUGAAUCUAAUACGGAUCAUACCAUGACUGCAAAAGGCAAAGAUAAGUCGAUCACAUCAAAUAAUUCAUCAUCAAGUUCGCCUCCAUCUUCUGAGAUGGGCAGUACUCCAGCUGUACGACGGAAGAAAGUCAAAGAUGUCUCUGAGUAUAUGAUUAGUGCUGCAAAAGAGAACCCUCAGAUAGCAGAAAAGAUCCAUGCUGUAUUACUUGAAAGUGGAGUUGUGCCACCACCCGACUUGUUUUCAGAAGAAUCUAAGGAACAACCAAAGGACCUGAUUGUUUACGACACAUCUAUGUUUCAAACAAAGGAUGAAAUGAUAAGGACAAUGAAUGAGCUUGAAUCCACAGCACACGAUGGUUGUGCUGGCCUUGGUCCUUCAUUACCACAUCAUCCUGGACAUGAGCUCCAAACAAAGAUUGUUCCCUAUUGGCUGCCUCCUGACCUCAAGCCUGUCCAGGGAUUAGGUGUUUACCAUCAGUUCGAUUUCUGGGAUAGCGUUAAUCCCUCUAUACCUCUAUAUGAACCAUCUGCACCUCAGGAAAAUCCAUUACAACUUAUAAAGCAAAUGCCUGUUACAGCUGCUGCUGUUGCAACAGCUGCAGUGGUUGCAUCUUCAAUGGUCGUUGCUUCCGCGAAAUCUAACGGCGAUAUUAAACUAGAUGUGCCAGUUGCAGCAGCUGCCACUGCUGCUGCAGUUGUUGCUACGACAGCUGCUGUUAACAAGCAAUAUGAAUACUUGGAUCCUGGUUGUCAAUUACUUUGCUUGCCAAGUUCAUCAAAUAAAUUAAUCCAAAAAUGUAGGCAUGACUUGUUGGAUGGUGAUCAGCUGGAAACAAAUCAUGGACAGGAUAAUGCCCUUGAGCAUGAAAAGGAUUCGGUUCAAGCACCUCAGGAAGCUGAGCGAAUCUCUGAUAGGUCAACUGGGACAGAGAGCGCAAGAUCUGAAAUUGCUCUUGAUGAAAUUGCAGAGUUUGAAAUCCAGUGGGAAGAACUUACCCUUGGAGAACGAGUUGGGCUGGGAUCUUUUGGAGAGGUGUAUAGAGGUGAAUGGCAUGGAACAGAAGUUGCGGUCAAGAAAUUCUUGCAACAAGAUAUUUCAAGUGAUGCUCUGGAAGAAUUUAGAACCGAGGUGGGAAUAAUGAGAAGAUUGCGUCAUCCUAAUGUUGUUCUUUUUAUGGGUGCUGUCACUCGUGUUCCUCAUCUUUCCAUCAUGACUGAAUUUCUUCCAAGGGGUAGUUUAUUUCGGUUAAUCCAUCGGCCCAAUAACCAGUUGGAUGAAAAAAGGCGUUUAAGGAUGGCACUUGAUGUGGCGCGUGGUAUGAAUUAUUUACACAAUUGCACCCCUGUCAUAGUUCACUGGGAUUUGAAGUCUCCAAAUCUACUUGUUGACAAAAAUUGGGUUGUGAAGGUUUGUGAUUUUGGUUUAUCACGUCUGAAACAUAGUACCUUCCUCUCGUCAAGAUCUACAGCUGGAACAGCGGAGUGGAUGGCACCAGAAGUACUUCGAAAUGAACCAUCAGAUGAGAAAUGCGAUGUUUUCAGCUAUGGGGUCAUAUUAUGGGAACUCUGUACAAUGCUGCAGCCAUGGGAAGGUAUGAAUCCCAUGCAGGUUGUUGGAGCUGUUGGUUUUCAGCAACGAAGGCUUGAUAUUCCAGGCGGUGUGGAUCCUGCUGUAGCAGAGAUAAUCAAGAGAUGCUGGCAGACAGAUCCAAGGAUGCGGCCAUCAUUUUCAGAGAUCAUGGGCACUUUGAGACCAUUGUUAAAAAACAUGCCUGCCAACCAACCUAACAGGAAGCGGGCACAGCAAACAGAUGAUUAA
Miscanthus lutarioriparius is the source of this 3267-nucleotide messenger RNA. The record is from the annotation of a GenBank genome assembly. NCBI's taxonomy places the organism in Eukaryota, Viridiplantae, Streptophyta, Magnoliopsida, Poales, Poaceae.